Messenger RNA from Procambarus clarkii (red swamp crayfish), 3521 nucleotides. RefSeq lists its product as uncharacterized. Lineage: Eukaryota; Metazoa; Arthropoda; Malacostraca; Decapoda; Cambaridae. The record is from RefSeq and is a predicted model, not a curated record.
CCCGGUCUUCCCUGCAGCAGUGUGGCCCGAGCGCCGGUAGUGACAGUGUGUAUUAAUUUGAUACUUUUGGCAGCAUCUGGACUAAUACAGAGAGUGAAGGCAGCAGGAGUGCCUGAAGGUAGCGCUGCUCAUGUGGGAGGCCAGCCAUCCUCUCUCCAAGAGCCAGGACCACGCCCUCUGGCUACCUGGGGGCACACCAGCCACCUCUGCCUCAAUGACCGUAUCACUGCGACGUCACUGAUGGAUUCAUCAUUCAGCUGCCUGGCGAAUUCAUAGGAACCCUUGGUGCCAUAUCGAGCUGGUGGCACCACUGGCACGCCUCCCCUAGAGAUAGGGUUAAGGCUGGGCCCUGCGUGAGGUAGAGAACCGCUAUGGUGUAGCAAAUCUCGUUUUAUUGUGAAAUAGUAAUCGGGAGGCUGAAAAGUGUUCUUACUGGAAGAAGACGUCUUGCUUGACCGUGAAGAGAUCUCGUGGCAGGAAGGGUAAAACAAUGCAUGCCGUGUGUGUCCCCAACACUACUUGCUGGUCUCCGGUGUGAUCAACAUCUUCCCUCCCUAGCAUUCAUGGAGACUUUAACGUACAUACAUUUGCCACACAAUUCUAAAAUGGCAUUCCCAGCUCGUAGCAGCAGCGUUGUUUUAAAGAGCUGUUAUGAGACUAUAUCUGAAAGUUCCUAGGAAAUAACUUUAAGGUUUAUCAAACUUAGGAUAAUUACCCCUGUUCCCAGUCUCCCCUAAAGUCCCUCUCACGGCACCGCGCCAGUCUUGGUGUUGAUGCAUUGAUGCACUCCACGCUCUGAGACGAACUUUAAGUUUGGAUAUAAGUGUUUAGCUGGUUCUAGACGCACUUCAAAUGUGUGAGCUUUCUUAAAUUGGGUCUAGAAAGAAAAGUUGAAAAGGUGUACGUGUUUAUUUACAAAGACAUCGUCAGAGUAGCUCUAAGACGGGCGAGUCACCAUCUGAACACAAGAGACAAAAAUAUCGGUCAUAUCCUAAUACCUGACGGAGGAGGACCUCUGCCCUGGUGACACUGAUCCAACUGAUACGCAGAAGCUGUCCCCCGUAACUUCAAGUCUUUGACACCAUCUGCUAGGAGGCUCUUGUCAAUACUGGCCUCUUGUUACAAACUCCAAUAUUAUAUUAUACCGGUUUUUGCGAAUUUAUUUAAAUAAAACCCUACGCCUUUAUUGUCACCUUUAAUUUAAGAGGUUCCUCACUUUCGUUUGCGAAAUCCUUUAAGAAAGACACCCCACCAUCCUGUGAAGUGCAACUACUUCAAGGACACCCUCUAAAUUAUUUCAUCAACCGCUUGAAGGAGAACCCUUCCCUGAGUGAGUUCCUGCAGCACCCGACCUCCGUCAGGCUAAGAGGGCUGUGAUGACGGACAAGGGCGUGACCAUCGAGCGGUCCCCGUCAGGGCUGGGGAUGGGCGUGUUCUCCGCCCACCUGGGCGGGGGAGGGAACAAGACCUGGGAGCCCCAGCAGAGCACCAUCAUCACCAAGCUGGCCCAGACACCCACUACCCGCAUCCACACCAACGAAACCUUCGAAAUAGACAGACGAAUCAGAAAAACGGACGAGAAGAACAAUGUGAACCGGAGCUGUGGGUGUGGUGGGUGGGCGAGGGCGGCGCAGCUGGAGCACGACCUCACAGAACUCGCCUUGACCCACCAGAACCUGCUGGUUGGCCUCCACCUUCAGGUCGAUUCCCUCAAGCAGAAGAACAGAGAUCUGACCUUCCAACUCCUCAUGGGCCCAUCAGCUGCACAGAUCAAGCCUGAUUUUCCAUUCAGCCCUGAGAGUGAUGAGGCUUCCUCUCCCAAGAACGAAAUACCAAACAAAGUAGAGCCAAAUAACCAAAAAAGAGACAACAAAUCAGCCAAGACUGCAGACACCAGCCCCGUCAUCACUACCUCCACCGCCAGAGUUACCAGCACUGAUACCGCCAAGGCCCCGCUCACUGUACAGUCACCGCCAGCCUCUCUCCUCAACGGUGACAUCGUAGUAAGACGCCCUCUUCCGGGGCGUUCAGGGCGAGGCGACCCUCGACUGGUGCGGUCUCUGGACCUGGAGCUGCUGGAGGAGGAGGCAGACCACACCCGGGGCCUACUGGAGGAGGAGCGAGCCAAGAACAAGUACCUGACCUCGCUAGUCGAGGACCUUAAGAGGCAGGCGCGGGAGGCAGCCAGCGAGAACAGCCUAGCACAUCUUAACAAGAAGGUGGGCGCGCCCCCUGUUCUGCCCCCACCACGCCCCCCUCCACGCCCACAACCACGCACCGCUGACCUCACCCCCCGCGCCACCGUUCACACCUCCCCGCACGCUAGACAAGUAGGCAAGAGGGAGGCGUCUCCAGGCUCCCAGCUGGUCGACCCGUUACUGGGCAACACCACCUCCUCCCAAGUCCAGCGAAGCCUAGCAACAGACGUAGGCAGGACCCAGGCGGAUCGAGAACCUCGCUUCCCACCCCUCCGUCAGCACCACCAGCAGCAGCAGCAGCAGGAGAGAGGGGCGAGGCCGCUACCCCACAACACCACCAGUCCUGCCAACCGUCGAUUGUCGGAGAGGUCUAGUGAACGCGAUAGCGGAACCACCUUUCCUGCCAUUGCUUCAGCUCGACCGGAACAGCAACAGCACGAACAACACCAACAGCGGGGCCGAGGAAGGUACUUCGGACGAGGGCGUACAAGAAAUCGACAACAGCAGCAGCCUCAGCAACAAUCCCAGCAGCAACAGCAACAAAGACAAGAGGCUGUUGAGGCAGAGCCUAGUGUUCACCUGGCGAAAGGCUCUGGGCGACCCCCUCCACCCCGGGAGGACUCCAGGAGCCGUCGGGACCCUGUCAGGACACCUACUUCACCUAGAGACUCUUCACAAGGACCACGAGGAGGCAGGCAUGGCCGAGACGGGUCUGUGGGUGCCACCUCCUCAUCUCAAACAGAAAUUAAGCGCGGGGCGUCCGGACAGGAGCAAGAGCCCCGACCUGAGACGCGUAUCAAGGGGCGCGGGCGAGCACACAGGCGAGGUGGGCGGGGGCGUCCGCGCAAAGAGAAACACAACACUCCAUCAGAGCAGCCAGAAAGCGAGCAGUAACGUCUUGCUUGUAAUUAGCUGCCAAUACACACACACCCGACCUCAGUGCUAUGCAUACAGUAGACGGCUUCUUUCUCGAUAUUAGAUGUGAUGCCGUGAAAGGUUCCCAAAGGCUCCGUUCAGCAUCCACUUAUACUUCUGAUAAUGGUUACAAACAUUUAAUAUCAUCUGUUAGCUUUUAAAUAUCUGAACUAAAGAUGAUUCGCUCGUCAAGAUGGGAACUGGUCUGGCGUAUCCUAAGUACAACCUGUUAGCGAGUGUUGGAACUAUCACAUCAAUAUCUCGCUAACAGGGAACAUUAACCUAACUGUUAUGGUUGUUAUAUAUUCCUUUGGCAGACGAUCCCUAAUGGUCUGACACUCCACUGGUGUGUAGAGUUUGAAAUGUGAAGUAGAAAGCAAAACUUGAAUUAAAAUGUAUUAUGGCCAA